Molecule: messenger RNA, 1526 nt
Organism: Cimex lectularius (bed bug)
Lineage: Eukaryota; Metazoa; Arthropoda; Insecta; Hemiptera; Cimicidae
Product: ubiquitin thioesterase otubain-like
Exons: 8
Coding region: 360-1154 (264 amino acids)
Biological process (GO): protein K48-linked deubiquitination
Cellular component (GO): nucleus
Molecular function (GO): cysteine-type deubiquitinase activity; ubiquitin binding
Source: RefSeq, a predicted model, not a curated record
AUUCGAUAGCAUACUUUAUAUUGUUAAAAUCCGAAGAGAUUUGUUUUUCCUUAUAUUCGCCUUCUAUUAUUUCAAAAAAAUCAAAAAGGGAAAACCUCAUCAAUCAGCCUGGGAAUAUAAAGUCAACAGUCAACAAUGAAACCAAAGUUUUGAUAAUCGAGUCUCUCGUCUUGUAGAUCGAGACUGGUUUCGACAAUUUCGAGAAGAUUUUUAUUUUGUGCUGAAAGGUUCGGGUGGAAAUAAAACGGCGGCCUAUCACUGGGAGUCAACAACGUUGAAAUAAUGUCAAGCUGACGGAUCUGUAUAAAUUCAAUGCUUUGAAAAUAAUACCAAGUUUUAAAUUUGAAUAAGAAAAAGUUAUGGAAGAGGACAGGAAAGUCGGUGUCUCUCAAGAUGAACUUAUCAUCCAGCAGCACAGAGAAAUUGAGAAGGAGAUUUCAGACAAAAUACCUUUGGUCGGUUCAAAAGAAAAUCUAGGAUGUUUGAUCCACGAAUACAAAAAUGACGAGAUCUAUCAAAAUAAAGUUAAAAACCUUUGUGGAAAGUACGAUUCUUUCAGAAGGACCAGGCCGGAUGGCAACUGUUUCUUCAGGGCAUUUGCAUUUGCUUAUCUCGAGCAACUUUUGGACAAGAAAGAGGAGUAUGAAAGUUUCAGAGAACUGGCAAAACGGAGUAAAGAAAAGCUAAUAGCUCUUAGUUUUCCUAAGUUUACAUUAGAAGAUUUUCAUGAUGUUUUUAUGGAAGUGGUUAACAAAGUUGGAAAAGGUCAAGAAAGUGCUAAUGAGCUGUAUAAAAUGUUUAAUGAUCAAGGCUACUCUGAUUAUGUCGUUGUGUAUUUACGCCUUAUUGCAUCUGCUCACCUUCAAGAGAAAACCGAUUUUUAUCAAAAUUUCAUUGAAGGGAAUCGAACUGUUGUCGAUUUCUGCCGUCAGGAAGUCGAACCGAUGUACAAAGAGAGCGAUCACAUCCAUAUAAUUGCACUGAGCUCUGCGCUCAAUGUCGGAGUAAGGGUGCGCUACAUGGACCGUGGUGGUGUGUCUGAAGUUAUUGCACACGAUUUUCCAGAAGGUUGUGAAGACCCAAUUGUCCACUUGCUUUACAGACCUGGCCAUUAUGACAUCCUCUACCCUUUGGCACAGUUACCUCAAACGUGAUAAAAUCAGCUGCUGUUGUGAAUCAGUCUUCUGACGAACUUACGUUUUGCUGAAUGCCGACGAUGAUUCUACAGAUCUAAGAACUUAGAUGCUACUUAAUAUUUCCAACUUUAUUUUUAAUCGGUAGCAAACAAAUUCUCGUUAAAUAUUAGGAAAUUGUACUAUAUUCUUGUUUUUACUUGUAAUAUUUCAUAAGUUAUCUUUUCUUGGCACUAUUUUUUUUUUGUUAUUUUGAUUUUUUAAAUCUUGUAUUUAGCUAAUAUGAAAUUAUAAUCACUGAAUUCAAUUUUACAUACUAAUUCUUUUGUGAUAUGAGAUGAUGUGUAGUUUUUUAUAAUUAUAAUAAUAAAACUUUACAGUUGCUCUUUUAUA